This is a messenger RNA of Dujonia railenensis, 603 nucleotides long. Lineage: Eukaryota; Fungi; Ascomycota; Pichiomycetes; Serinales; Debaryomycetaceae. The record is from the annotation of a GenBank genome assembly.
AUGUCCAACGACGACGAUUUAGUACCUGAACAAGUCAGUGGUUACACUGUUGGCGAAAAGAAAACCAUCGCAGAAUACACCAAAUUGGAUGCCGAAGAUGAAUCGUUAGCUAAAUGGAAAGCGUCCCUUGGCUUAACAGACGACGCCGCGCCAUACCCUGUCAAGGCUGGUGACAAACGUAAAGUGGUCAUUGUUGAAAUGUCCUUGGUGUUCCCAGACCAACCUCAGUUGAAACCAAUAAUCAUCAAUUUGGAAGACGCAGAUGGAAACACUAUUAGUGGAAAGGAAAUUAAAUUCAGCAUUAAGGAAAAAUCUAUUUAUCAAUUUCAAAUUAAAUUCAGGGUCCAAGGGGAAAUUAUCACUGGUUUGAAGUACCUCCACCUGGUAAAGAAGAGUCACAUCAGAGUUGACAAGGUUGAAGAACCUUUGGGUUCUUACGCGCCAAACACAAAGGACAAGCCUUACUACGAAAAAGUAUUCUCUGAAGUUGAAGCUCCUUCUGGAAUGCUUGCCAGAGGAAGUUAUUCUGCUAUCACCAAGUUCAUAGAUGAUGACUUAACCGUACAUUUGUCUUUCCCAUGGUCAUUCACGAUUACAAAGUAA